AUGUUCGAGGGGGAGGGAGAGGGGGAGGUGGGAAUAUCAUUCUUAUCAAGUGGGAAAAUUCCAUCUAAUGAUCUUACAGGUAAUAGGAAGCUAAAUGUGGAGGAUACUAUCCUACAUGAAGUCCUAUGGCAGGAGGACACUAUCCUACAGGAAGUCCUAUGGCAGGAGGACACUAUCUUACAGGAAGUCCUAUGGCAGGAGGACACAAUCCUACAGGAAGUCCUAUGGCAGGAGGACACUAUCCUACAGGAAGUCCUAUGGCAGGAGGAUACUAUCCUACAGGAAGUCCCAUGGCAGGAGGACACUAUCCUACAGGAAGUACUAGGGCAGGAGGAUUCUAUCCUACAGGAAGUCCUAUGGCAGGAGGACACUAUCCUACAGGUAGUCCUAUGGCAGGAGGAUACUAUCCUACAGGAAGUCCUAUGGCAGGGGGAUACUAUCCUACAGAAAGUCCUAUGGUGGGAGGAUUCUAUCCUACAGAAAGUCCUAUGGUGGGAGGAUACUAUCCUACAGGAAGUCCUAUGGCAGGAGAAUAAUAUCCUUCAGGAAGUCCUAUGGCAGGAGGAUUCUAUCCUACAGGAAGUCCUAUGGUGGGAGGAUUCUAUCCUACAGGAAGUCCUAUGGUGGGAGGAUUCUAUCCUACAGGAAGUCCUAUGGUGGGAGGAUUUUAUCCUACAUGAAGUACUAUGGCAGGAAGAUUCUAUCCUACAGGAAGUCCUAUGGCAGGAAGACAAUAUCCUACAGGAAGUACUAUGGCAGGAGGACACUAUCCUACAGGAAGUCCUAUGGCAGGAGGAUUUUCUCCUACAGGAAGUCCUAUGGUUGGAGGAUUUUAUCCUACAGGAAGUCCUAUGGCAGGAGGACACUAUCCUACAGGAAGUCCUAUGAUGGGAGGAUUCUAUCCUA
Messenger RNA from Mizuhopecten yessoensis (Yesso scallop), 906 nucleotides. RefSeq lists its product as uncharacterized. The record is from RefSeq and is a predicted model, not a curated record. The coding region runs from base 1 to 888 and encodes 295 amino acids. NCBI's taxonomy places the organism in Eukaryota, Metazoa, Mollusca, Bivalvia, Pectinida, Pectinidae. The transcript has 3 exons.